AUGAAGACGGUGAUCGGAAAAGAAGACGGUGAUCGGAGAAAAGAAGACGGUGAUUGGGAAAAUAUGAGAGAGGAGAACGAAGAAGGUGGUUGGGAAAAUAGAAAUCUGAGAGGAGAACGAAGAACGAAGAAGGCUUCACGUGCAUCAAGUUUUCCAAAAACACCAAUUAUGAUGGGAUCUUCAUCAUCAUCUUUGUCUUCUAACACAUGGAAAUAUGAUGUGUUUCUUAGCUUUAGAGGAGAAGAUACUCGCAAGACUUUUGUAGACCAUCUCUACUCUACUCUUGUGCAACACUCGGUAUAUGCUUACAAAGAUGAUGAAACACUUCCUCGAGGUGAUACUAUCGGUCCAUCUCUCUUGAAGGCUAUCCAAGAAUCUCAAAUUGCCCUCAUCAUAUUCUCCCAGAACUAUGCCGAGUCUUCUUGGUGUUUGGAUGAACUUGCAUACAUUGUCAAAUGCAAGGAGGAGAAAGGCCAAAUCAUUAUGCCUAUAUUUUAUGACGUGAAUCCCUCUGACGUAAGAAAACAAACAGGGCACUUUGGCAAUGCUUUUUCCAAACAUAAUAAGUCAGCUAAAUUUGAAACAUGGAGAAAAGCGCUAUUGGAUGCAAGUAACAUUGCAGGAUGGGAACCCAAACACAUUGCCAACGGGCAUGAAGCAGUUGGCAUCAAAAUAAUCGUUAGUACUGUUCUAGAUAAAUUGUUAUAUGUAAAUUCAGAUGUUGAUGAAAACCUUGUUAAAAUGGGGCCUCGCGUUAAAUAUAUUGAAUCACAACUUCAAAUUGGGUCACGUGGUGUGCGAAUGAUUGGGAUAUGGGGAGUAGGGGGUGGUGGUAAGACCAAUCUUGCCUUUUCUGUUUAUAUGAAAAUCCGUGGCUAUUUUCAAGGUCAUUGCUUUAUUGGUAAUAUUCGUGAAGAAUCAGCAAAACAUGGCUUACAAAAACAACAAGAAAAAGUUAUAUCAAUAGUUAUGAAAACACAAGUGUCAGUGGCGAGUGUUCAAGAAGGAAAUUACAAAAUUAAAAGUAUGUUACAUCGUAGGAAUGUGUUGAUUGUUCUUGACGAUGUUGAUGACGUUAAGCAAUUAGAGGCAUUAGCAGGAUCACAUGAUUGGUUUGGUGGGGGGAGUAGAAUAAUAAUCACAACUAGAGAUAAGCAUUUACUAAUAACUCACAUGGUAGAUGAGAUGUAUCCUAUGAGUUUAUUAUCAGAUGACGAGGCUAUCCGGCUCUUGAACAAAGAUGAAUAUCAGGAGAAAAAAUUCGUAAAAGUCUAUGAAGAACCUUCCCGUGUGGUUUAUGAUACUAAUUCGGCUCAACGUGUGGAGACUUAUUCCACUCAACCAUCGGAUGAUGUGAUAUUAGAGAUCCAAAACCAAAACAUCCACGAAACUUCUCAAAUGGAUGUCAUUGACCAUAUUGAGUACACAUAUAUUCCAGGUCUACAUCACUAG
Erigeron canadensis is the source of this 1452-nucleotide messenger RNA. Its product is annotated as disease resistance protein Roq1-like. Gene Ontology annotation, biological process: defense response; signal transduction. NCBI's taxonomy places the organism in Eukaryota, Viridiplantae, Streptophyta, Magnoliopsida, Asterales, Asteraceae. Gene Ontology annotation, molecular function: ADP binding. The transcript is spliced from 4 exons. The record is from RefSeq and is a predicted model, not a curated record. The coding region runs from base 1 to 1452 and encodes 483 amino acids.